UAUUACAAAAGUUUAGGGGCUUCUCUGAAAUUUUCACCUUAAUUUUAAUCCCCAGCAAGGUUUAGCAAAGUAACUGAGAUUUGGCUAUGAACCCUAAGAAUCUUGGAAAAUGGUUGAUUCAAGCGCGUAAUAAGCCCUAAUUUCAGGUUGCGAUGUUAUUGUGCAGAGAACAGAGAAGAGUUCAUAAACUGUUGAAUAUGAUUUCAAAUCUCAACAAUUGUAUAGCUUUCUCACCAAUUCCUCGUCAAAACCAAGUUCAAAGGUCCGACCUUUCUCGUGUUUCAUUUACAUUGCGGAGUUUUCAGAUUGAAAGCUGUCUUCGUAAGGAUAAAUCUGAGUUACAACAACACUCGUCUCACUUACCAACUAGGUUUUUCGUUAAUCCGGUUUCAAGGGCCAGUAGGAAUCAAGCUCAAGAAGCUCUUUUUGAUUACUUGCAUUAUACUAGAAGCUUUACUUUUACUGAUGCAGAGCAUAUAAGUAAGAAUUCUCCUUGUUUUAUGUCGACUUUGUUGUCUAAGAUUGAUGAUAAUCACAAGGAUGUAUCCAGGGGAUUGACUAAGUUCCUUAGGUACAAUCCGAUAAACGAGUUUGAACCGUUUUUCGAGAGUUUGGGUUUGUGUCCUUAUGAGUUUGAAACGUUUCUUCCGCAGAAGCUAAUGUUUUUGAGUGAUGAUGGUAUUAUGUUUGAGAACUUUCAUGCUCUUUGCAACUAUGGGAUCCCGCGUGGCAAGAUUGGCCAUAUGUAUAAAGAAGCGCGAGAGAUUUUUAGAUAUGAAUCUGGGUUGUUGGCGAUGAAACUCAGGGAUUAUGAGAAUUUGGGUCUUAGUAAGGCUACAGUUAUCAAGUUAGUUACUAGUUGCCCUUUGCUACUGGUUGGUGGGAUUGAUGCUGAAUUUGCUUCUGUGGUUGAUAAGUUGAAGGGGUUACAAGUAGGAUGUGAUUGGCUCGGGCGGUACUUGUCUGACCGGAGAACAUAUAGCUGGCGCAGAAUUCUGGAGACAAUAGAGUUUCUUGAUAAAGUGGGAUGUAAAGAUGAGAACUUGAGUAGUCUUUUGAAAACGUAUCCAGCUUUGGUAAUCGAAGGCUCUGGUAAGAAAUUCUAUGUUCUGUUUGGUAGGUUGUUUAAAGUGGGGCUUCAAGUGAAUGAGAUUUAUAGGCUAUUUAUAGACAACCCAGAGAUGUUGUCAGACAAAUGCGUAAAAAAUAUCCAAAAGACGUUGGAUUUCUUGAUUGCUAUUAGAAUGGAAACGCAAUUUAUCACGAAGAUAUUGCUGAGUCAUAUGGAGCUAAUUGGUUCAUGCUCUCUGCCAGCACCUAGAACUGCUUGUCUUAGCUUGAACGUUAGACAAGACGAGCUAUGUCAGCUCUUAAAGAAAGAGCCUUUGAGAUUGUUUAGUUUUGUUUCUACAACAAAGAAGAGAAAAAGCAAACCUCUUUCGGAAGACUCGAGGAAAUACUUAGAGAAGACUGCGUUUCUGUUGAGGCUAGGGUAUGUAGAAAACUCGGAUGAGAUGGUGAAGGCUCUGAAACAGUUUCGAGGGAGGGGAGAUCAGCUGCAGGAGAGAUUUGAUUGCCUUGUGAAAGCCGGUUUAAACCAUAAUGUGGUUACUGAGAUCAUCAGGCAUGCUCCGAUGAUACUUAACCUGUCUAAAGAUGUCAUAGAGAAAAAGAUACAUUCCUUAACCGAACUUCUUGGCUAUCCGAUUGAAUCCCUGGUAAGAUUCCCGGCAUAUCUGUGUUAUGAUAUGCAGAGAAUACAUCACAGAUUCUCAAUGUAUUUAUGGUUGAGGGAAAGAGAUGCAGCAAAGCCAAUGCUGUCACCAAGCACUAUUCUCACUUGCGGUGAUGCCCGGUUUGUGAAGUAUUUUGUCAAUGUCCACCCUGAAGGUCCAGCCAUUUGGGAAAGUAUAAACCAAUCAUCUACCUAAAUUGAAGUUUUUUGGCUCUAUUUCUUGACGACAGUGAAGGAUGUGUGCUGAUGCAACACUACAGAUGUGAGUUUAUGAUAUCAAUGCCAUAUAAUGAAACAAAAGGAAGGGCAUGGAGAAAGCUGGAAGAUCAGAGAUUCAUUAGUGUUAGCCGAUACUUGUGAAAGAGCAAAAGUAUCUGCCGAGUUACAGAGUAGAUGCAGAUCUAAAAUGUUAGCUCAAACUAGCCCUACUGUGUUGCCCCUGUACUGCUUGAAUUCAUUUGAAGUGUUGUUCUGGAGAAGAUCUGCAACUUGUUUGUUGGGAAAAUUCCUCCUAAACCGCUCUGCAAUAGCUUUCCUGUAAGCGGGAUAGACACACCUAACAUUCUUGAAUGAGACAGUACUGAUGGUAGUGUGUUACAGUGGUUGCUGACACAUCUUUUAGCUGAGCUAUAUCACCUGUGACUCAGAUGCGCUUUAGCAACAACAAUAUCAUAUAUUUGUAACAUGUGAAGAUGUAAUCCAAAUAUUACAAUUUUCUAUAUUUCAAGCCACAGAUUGAUGAUGAUUAUGCAGAAUGGCAAAUAGAUCAAACCAAACAUGUAUUCUCACUUGCAAGCAAUGAUGGUUUUUGAUCAAA
Messenger RNA from Arabidopsis lyrata subsp. lyrata, 2552 nucleotides. RefSeq names its product transcription termination factor MTEF18, mitochondrial. The coding region runs from base 153 to 1931 and encodes 592 amino acids. Gene Ontology annotation, biological process: regulation of DNA-templated transcription; chloroplast organization. NCBI's taxonomy places the organism in Eukaryota, Viridiplantae, Streptophyta, Magnoliopsida, Brassicales, Brassicaceae. Gene Ontology annotation, cellular component: chloroplast. Gene Ontology annotation, molecular function: double-stranded DNA binding. The record is from RefSeq and is a predicted model, not a curated record. The transcript is spliced from 2 exons.